Callorhinchus milii (elephant shark) is the source of this 2932-nucleotide messenger RNA. RefSeq names its product tyrosyl-tRNA synthetase 1 (gene yars1). Bases 183 to 1763 code for a protein of 526 amino acids. The transcript is spliced from 14 exons. The record is from RefSeq and is a predicted model, not a curated record. Gene Ontology annotation, molecular function: tyrosine-tRNA ligase activity; tRNA binding; ATP binding. Gene Ontology annotation, biological process: tyrosyl-tRNA aminoacylation. Lineage: Eukaryota; Metazoa; Chordata; Chondrichthyes; Chimaeriformes; Callorhinchidae.
GCUGGAGGACUGACUGACUGACGGACGGCCGAGCGAGCGAGCGAGCGCGGUGCGCAGUGCGCGAAGCGGACGGCCGAACGAUCGAGUCCGAGUGGCGCGAAGGCUGAUGCAAGAGGCGGAGGAGCGCGAGCGCUGCCGUCGCUGACUCCGGGGGUUUACGAGUCGAACCCACGAUCAACACCAUGGGUGACAACGUGAAUGUUGAGGAGAAAAUCAACCUGAUUACCAGGAACUUGCAGGAGGUUCUCGGUGAGGACAAGUUGCGUUCAGUUCUGGAGGAACGGGACCUGAAGGUUUACUGGGGAACAGCGACCACUGGAAAGCCUCACGUAGCGUACUUUGUGCCAAUGUCAAAAAUCGCUGAUUUCCUAAAAGCUGGGUGUGAGGUAACUAUUCUGUUUGCUGAUUUGCACGCUUACUUGGACAAUAUGAAAGCUCCCUGGGAAUUGCUUGAACUGAGGACGCAGUACUACGAGCAUGUUAUCAAAGCAAUGCUAGAAAGUAUAGACGUACCACUAGAAAAACUCAAAUUUGUGAAGGGAACCGAGUACCAACUGAGCAGGGAGUACACUUUGGACGUGUACAAACUAUCCUCGGUAGUGACCCAACAUGAUGCCAAAAAGGCUGGGGCUGAAGUGGUUAAGCAAGUGGAGCACCCACUCCUCAGUGGUCUCCUGUACCCUGGAUUACAGGCUUUGGAUGAAGAAUAUUUAAAGGUUGACGCACAGUUUGGAGGAGUUGACCAGAGGAAAAUCUUCACAUUUGCAGAAAAGUGUCUCCCCUCUCUUGGAUAUGCAAAGCGUAUUCACUUAAUGAAUCCUAUGGUCCCGGGUUUAACAGGUGGAAAAAUGAGCUCUUCCGAAGAGGAGUCUAAAAUUGAUUUGUUGGACAAAAAGGAAGAAGUAAAGAAGAAACUGAAGAAGGCGUUCUGUGAACCUGGAAAUGUGGAGAACAAUGGCGUCUUGUCUUUUGUGCAACACGUUCUGUUUCCGUUACACGGAGAGUUUGUUGUUGUGAGAGACGAGAAAUGGGGAGGAAGCAAAUCCUACACAGUGUAUGACGAACUUGAAAAAGACUUUGCUGGAGAAUUUGUUCACCCUGGGGAUCUGAAGAGCUCUGUGGAAGUUGCCUUGAACAAACUGCUGGAUCCCAUCAGGAAGACGUUUCAGACCCCAGAGAUGCUUAAAUUACUCCGAGCUGCAUAUCCUGCACCCACAAAACAAAAGGUGGCUCCCAAAUGUCCGGCUGCUGAGAAUGAGGACUUAGUUCCUUCCAGACUAGAUAUUCGAGUUGGAAGAAUUAUCAGUGUGGAGAAGCAUCCUGACGCAGACAGUCUCUACGUGGAGAAGGUGGAUGUCGGAGAAGAACAGCCACGAACAGUUGUCAGUGGGCUGGUGCAGUUUGUCUCCCCUGAACAGCUGCUGAAUCGAUUGGCGGUGAUGCUGUGUAACCUGAAGCCACAGAAAAUGCGAGGAAUCGAGUCUCAGGCCAUGUUGCUUUGUGCAUCCAUAGAUGGAGAUAAACGCCAAGUGGAACUAUUAGACCCUCCGGAAGAUUCGAUGCUAGGAGAACGAGUGUUUGUGGAAGGGUAUGAGAAUGAUACGCCAGACAUUGAACUGAAACCGAAGAAGAAAGUAUUUGAAAAAUUACAGGUUGACUUCAAGAUCUCAGAUGACUGUGUUGCUCAGUGGCAGAAGAAGAGUUUUAUGACCAAACUUGGUGUUGUUACGUGUAAAUCCCUGAAAGGAGGGAAUAUAAGUUAAUGAAUGAGGAAUAUACAGAUUUGUCUACGGAAACCCUAAUUAUUUUGUACAUUGUAUUCUUUAUCCACCCUACCCAUGCGUUGUAUAAUUUAUUUUGCAAUAAGAUUAUCAUGUUAUUUCAGUACUGAUCCUUUAGUGUGUCAGAACCAUGAUGUGCUUUUAUGAUGUUGAGGAAACACAAUGAAAAUAAUCAGAAGGCAAAAUAUUGCAGAUAGAAUUAUACAGCACAGAAGGAGGCCAUUCGGCCCAUCGUGUCUGUGCUGGUUCUUUGAAAAGAGCUUUUCUAAAUCAAUCCCACUCCCCCGCGGUCUCCUGCAGCCCUGCAAACUUAUCCUCCCCAAAUAAAUGGAUGCUUGAAAUCUGAAAUUAAAAAAAAGUGGCUGGGAACACUCAGCAGGUCAGGCAGUAUCCAUGGAGAGAGGACAGCGAGUUAAUGUUUCAGGAUGAUGACCUUUCGUCACAGUGUUCUCAGCUACUUCUGUUUUUAUUUCAAAAUGAAAAUAAUGCUGAAACUAAGUGAGGGGGGGAAAAAUCAUAAAGAUGUCUGUGCUUAUGAAACUGCUACAUAUUCAUCAAACGUAUUGGAUUUGAAUUGCAAUGCGGUAGAUAUUGUGAUUAUCAAAAUGCUACCAUCUUAAAUUGGCACGCUUUAUGGUACGAUUGCUGAGAUAACUUGUGCCAGCUGUUCGUGGCUUUUGUUGGCUUUGAUUUGGGCUUUCUGGCUGGUGACUUGCAAUGUAAGCAAUCACUUGAUAACAAGGUGAUAUUGAAUCACACACAGAGACCUAAUCCUACAUCUGUAACUUGUACAGCAAGUAAACCUAUUACAGUCUUAAUGGUUUCAUUCGCGUUGUUUAGUUCUGUGAUGAAAAAGCCAAGUUUAUAAAAAAAAGCUUACAAAUGUACCUACUACUGUUGCAGAUUAUUUCUUCCCUCUCUCAGCACACACACACUUCCAGUGAAAUGAGUCUGAAAUGCAGCGUUGUAUUGUUUGUUCAGAUAUAUUUUGCUCUGGGCCAUGUUCACUCCCUGCUCCACAGGUGUGACCACUGACGGGUCACGGUCAACUUCCCAAAGUGUACAUUUGCUAAACUCUCAUUCAAAAUCUCAUGACUGUUAUUGAUGGAAAGUAUUCAAUUUAACAUGUAAUAAAAUGGUCUCAACACUAA